Messenger RNA from Durotheca rogersii, 2440 nucleotides. Its product is annotated as alpha/beta-hydrolase. Bases 470 to 2299 code for a protein of 609 amino acids. The transcript is spliced from 4 exons. The record is from RefSeq and is a predicted model, not a curated record. NCBI's taxonomy places the organism in Eukaryota, Fungi, Ascomycota, Sordariomycetes, Xylariales, Xylariaceae.
UAUCUACUUGAUGGAUCGACGGCUCUAUAUGCACCCCAUAUACAUCCCCCCUCCCUAUCUACAACGACCCAACCGCGGAAAGAUUUCAUUCUUUCCUUGCUCAUCUGAUAACACGUCAGGUUGUACAAACCGAUCAUAGCCAAUAUGGAUGCGUUACGACGCAGCGGUCUCGUGUGUCUCAGCCACUGCCUCUUACACCUCUCCUCUGCCUGAUGUAGGCGAGGCGUAGGACUCUCCGACCGUCCAUGGGGACUACUGGGCUCUCUGCCUCCUCCAUCCGACAAAGAGCAAGAGAGGGCUCGACAAAUCGGGAAAAAGCCCUGUCCGCGUUUCCCACCCAUCUCCUCCGGGCCACCCGCCCUCUCCCGCUCUCUUCCCCUCUCUUCCUCUCUCCUCCUCGCCCUUCCUCUCUCCUCCUCUCUGUUCCUCUCUGCAAGCUCCUGGCUGCCCGCUUACUGCGUCCGUCACCAUGGAGCGCCAGCGUUAUCCGCGCACCACCAAAGGCGACGCCGUCUCCCCUCUCCUACUCGACGUUGUGGCGGGUAGGAGCACGAGGCUGCGGCAACUUCGAAAAUUCUUGGCUGGUUCGGUUAUCGCGUCCCUUGCGUUUUCUCUCGUCCUCGGCUCGGCCCGCGGGACGCACGCGUUCGUCAGUCGAUCUGCGAGUCCAAAACGCCAGGAGGCCGGUGAAACCGACUGGGAUUGGACCCAACUCGAACCCAGUAGAACACUGCAAUGGCACCGCUGCUACAACGAUACCUACGACUGCGCGAGGCUCGAUAUCCCCCUGGACUGGCUGGAUCCGUCUGACGAUCCGCAGGAUCGUGUCGCGCUGGGUGUCAUACGCCUUAGAGCCAGCGCGCUCGACGACUACAAGGGCCCUCUCUUAUUCAAUCCGGGAGGGCCUGGUGGAUCGGGCGUUGCGGCACUCAUAAACCGCGGUGCGCUGUUGCAAGCUAUUGCGGGGAGGAACUACGACAUCGUGUCCUUCGACCCUAGGGGUAUUGGCACAACGAUUCCGCGGAUCGAAUGCUGGGAUUCGCCCGAGAGUGGCCUUAUCUGGGAUUUACAGGAUCCCGGAGUUGUCGAUGCACACCCGGGCGUCAUCUUUGACAAUUUUGCCCGGGCGACUCUCCUCGCGCAAGUCUGCGAGCAGCACCCCAGCUCGCGCCUCCUCCCAUACGUCAGCACCGCCUCUCAUGCUAGGGACAUGCUCGAAAUUUUACACCAGAUGGGGUAUGAGAAGCUCGCGUACUGGGGAUUCAGUUACGGGACGGUCCUAGGAGGCGUUUUUGCUGCCUUGUAUCCUGACAAAAUAGAGAGGCUUGUCAGCGAUGGCAAUGUGGACUACAGGGAGUGGUUUACACAUGCACAUGUCAACUUUUUGCGCGACACAGACAAGGUUAUGCUAGCAUUCUUCAGGUACUGCCAUCAAGUCGGCCCGUCACGUUGCGACUUCUGGGCACCGUCUCCACAGGCAAUACAAGAGCGGCUCGCUGAUCUGCUCGAUCGCAUCCGGGAGCAUCCCGUGAUCGUGCCAGCUUCGGAGUCGGGGCCGUCAAUGCCCCAACUCGUCACUUGGUCUCGCGUCAAGCGACAGCUCUCCACCACGCUGUACCAACCCCUCUACAUGUUUAGCAACUUUGCCACAGCAGCGAAAGCGUUAGAGGACGGAAAUGGAGAACCUUUUUAUCGACUAAGCCCGGGUAAUUUUAUAUCUUCGGUGUGCUCGGUCGAUGGCGUCCCGUCUGAUAGGCCUAGGCUAGAGGAAGGAAACGCUGAUGCGUUUCCUGCCAUUCUCUGUGCUGACUCCCCCCCGGCAGACGACACGCUCGAGAUCUUUGCAAAGUUUGUCGAUGGUCUUAUCGAUAUCAGCUCAUCAGUCGGCGAUGUCCUAGCUCUCUUUAGAACGGCCUGCGUAGGCAGAACGAUCCGGCCUAAGUGGAGGUUUGCCGGGCCAUUCGAGGGCAACACCAGUCACCCGAUCCUCUACGUGGCUAACAUAGCAGACAAUGUAGCGCCUCUCAUUAGUGCCAGGAACAAUUCCGAAGGCUUCCCGGGCUCUGUGAUACUGGUACAGAAUGUAUACGGCCAUACUAGUCUCGCUGCGCCCUCGGCUUGCACAGCUGGGUACAUCCGUGCCUACUUUCAGAAUGGGACGCUUCCGGCGCCGGGAACAGUUUGCGAGCCAGACUACUAUCCGUUUGACACCUUGCCAACUACAGAAGCGGGGGAUGAGCUAUCUGUGGCGUAUCGUGAGUUGUCCAAGGCUAAUUGGAACUUUCAGCCCAAACCCUAGCUAUAAGAGCUCGGGGAGCAGAACAUUGUGAACAGAGACGAUUAUUUUAUUAAGGGGUAGGUUAUAGUUGUCAUUUCUAUUGAACUACCUACUUGGUUGCCAUAGUGUCGCUUCCGAUUAUAGAGUUAGUAGAAUUUCACA